AUGGUUUUAUGGGAUGCUCUCUUCUCUUCUCUUCCAGGCGGGGGCUGCACCUUCCCCGAGAGCUGGACCGGCAGCUGGUUCCAGUCAGGGUACCCUGGACUCAUCGUCAUCAACUCCACGCACAUACAGUCUAAGGGCGAGUGCGCGGAGACUGAGUCUACAGACAAGUUUCUACUUUAUGACAGAAGCGACGACUCAUACAGAUGCAUGGUGAUACAUGAAAAGCACAAAUAUGUACUUCAAUAUAAAGAAAGUCCCAGUUGGUCCAAGGACUCGUUAUCCUCAAUAUGCGAACAGAUCAGCGGCGACGCGCCCCUCUACUCCAUGUUCAGGAAGGAGCCGCGGCCGGUACCGCAGCCCUGCCCCUUCCAUCCUGCGCCCUUCACGUUCACUUAUAACAGGGGCACAGGCGACUGCACCAAUCCCCCGUCGCGUGCCGAAGCGUGCACGGACGACUCCAGGCUACUGCUGCGGUACAUGGCCUGUCCCGAUGUGCCAGGGACAGAGAGCAAUGUGGAGGAGUUGGUGUGCCUGGCGACGUGGAAGGAAGGCUCGACCAGGUACCUGGUGGGGCAGAUAUCGCAAGUGCGAAGGAACUCCAUCGUCUCUGAUGAGGACACCUACAGGUGCUUCAUCUACAAAGGGCAGCACAGCGAUAAAAGCAUGACAUACAACAUCGCCCAGUCCGGCGACGCGACAUGCAACGGCGUGUCGUCACCGACCGAUGGCAGCCGGAUUAUGAAGCUCACUACCAGCGACGACGAGCACAACCGCUGCCACUUCCCGUCAUGGAUCGUGGAGCACCACAAGUGGUUCAGCCUCGACCACCAGCACCAGUACCACUUCACCACCAAGAACGCCACGCUCAAGAUCAUGAACGGCGACAGCCUGGCCGAGGAGAAGCGCCUGGUUUGCCACUCCAUCUUGGAGCAGGCGCGCGACCGCGUCACGCUCGUGGCGCACGUCACGCGAGGAUGCGAGUCCGGCCACGUGUGCCUGAAGUUCUACCAGCGAGCCAGCGGCGUGCUGGAGCUGCAGCAGGGCUCCGCGCUGUGGGAGGCGCCCGACGACGCCUGCGCGCAGCCCGAGACCCCGCCCUACGUCACGCUCAUCACGACGUACCUGACGCCGUCACGCUGCCCGGUGUUCGGACGCUACUCCGUGGUGAAUUCUCUCGCCGACCGGCGCAAGCGGCGACAGCAGACUACUAUAGGCGAUCCUGAUCCCAACGAAGCAGCCGAGUGCUACCAAGGCUCGUACGACAGUGCCAGCUUCAACUGUGGAGCCUCGCAGGACACCAUUGAGUUCAAGUCGCACUGCCUGACUACUGUGUACACGUGCUACGGCAGCUGGCAGGAGGGUUCCCUCGGCUUCGUGGUGGCGGCGGCCGGCCCGCGCGCGCCCCGACCUGACACAUUCUGUUUCAUCUACACCGCGCACGCUGCUAACGAGUCCCGCUCCAUGUCGCGCGGCUUGUCUCUGAGUGCAGCGCGCGCUUGCUCGCGCUCGCUUAUUCCUGGCGCCGGCGGCGAGCGAGCGUAUAACCUCACACUCAACGGCACGUGCGAGCAGAGCAGCAAAUACAACAGCGACGCGUCCCGUCUCACUUCCACAGCUCUGAUCUUACUGUGCGUGCUCGCUUACAGAUGAUACCGCGGCGCGUAGGCUGUUCACCCUUGUGCCGUGGUUUGGUUUUAGAUUAAAAAGUAAAACGUCAACGUCAAAUUUUGGCGCGCUCGUAAACAUCAAUGUCAGAUUUUGGCGCGUUAAAUUCGGGCUUGGAAUUUGCACAGAUUAUAAAGCUUGGUGUCGGUUUUGGAACGAUUUUUUUAGAUUUGUGAUAACAUCAAAAUUAUUGACCAAUUUUAUACAUUUUUAAAGCGGAAUGCGGAUUGGUUUGGUAUUAGGAUAUGGAAUAAAAUUAAUGAAAAUGUACCAGUGAAAAAAAUUUUAUAGUAAUUAAUUUUAUCCGUCAAAUAACACCCUUAAAAAUCACUCUUAUAUCAUCGAAAACAAAGAUUAAGUUUGGUUGAAUAUAAACACCUUGAACAUUCUAAAAAAAUACUAAAGUAGGUAUUCCAAGUCCGAAUCUGAAUCGCUGAAUCUAUGAUUUUUACAUAAACAACUCAAUUCUUGCCACAGCAUUUUUGAACUUCAUGCAGAUGAUAUAGAGUUCAAUAUUCCCUUAUUUUUUUUGUAAUUCAAGCCAGUUAACUGACAGUUGUAUAAUAGACAACCAAUAGGAAUGGCAUAGAUGGCAUUUUGGCCAAUGAGAAUCGUAUAAAUUGACAGGUCAAAGGUCAGUUACUGAUUUUAAUUUCAAAAUUAGAAUUCAAUAGAGAUACAGGAUCCUCUAUGAAUAAAAUGUAUUAUCAUUUAUAGGGGUGUAUGUGAAAUAGUUAAAUGUUUUUAAUAAUUAUUGGGUAUAAGACAAUAUACUUAGUGACAGUUUCACAACUGCCUGAUAAACUCCUUGUUAGAUGCCAGCCCUAGUGAUGCGCUACCUCUGGACUUCGGCUUGACACUACUUUUUGGGACAUCCUGUAUACAGGCAUGGUCACUGUGUAAAUUAACUAUUUUUUGGUACGCCCCUAUGAUAAUAAUAUGAUUGCAUCAAAAAAUCUCUUAAAAUAAUAUUCUGAGCGCGAAUAUUUUUCUUUAAAAAAUUGGGUAGAAACUUUUUAAUAAAAUCAAACCACGACCAAGCUCUAGCAAAGUUAGCGUACUCGGUUAUAACAAAUUUAGUCUUGCUUUGAUUGUGAUAAAGUGCAUAUUCGAGAGAACAUGCGAUUCGGAUGCAUUUAAUAACUUUCCAGUGUAAUUUUUGGCAGCUUUUUUUAUUCUUUGCGUGUCACAGACAUAGUAAACACUAAUUUGUCCAUGUUUUUAUGUUAUUUUAAUCUAUGAUUUUUUUUACACAAAAUGGAAUUUCUAUAAAAUUUAGUUUUAGGUUAGGCGACAACAAAACAAUGUUGAAAAGAAACGAAGCAACGUGAUCAAAUUGUAUAUAAAAGGUAUAGUUGGUGAUGAUAAAUAUGCGAUUUUAAAUUAUCUUUGUAAUUUAAACUUUAAUUUUACCGUUUAAUUUAAAAUAGGACGUAUCCAUCGCCUCUGCCAUCGUGUUGCAUUUAAAAAUUGAGUUUUUUUUAAAUAUUUUUUUUAAAUUGGCAGAGUUUGUACAAUACUUAUAAUGAUAUAAAUAAUUUAUAGAGAAAAACGCUUUCGAAGUAUACAUAAAAUUUGUACUGUAUGCUAAAUAUUAUACAGAUUAAAAAUUAAGACUAAAUUAAUUAGAUAGACAUAAAUGUAGAAAAAAUUAUGCUCAGCAUUUCUUUUUAUUGUUUUUCUUUUUUGAAUACGUCCACUUUUCUUCAUUAUUUUACUUUUUUGAGUUAUAAGAAUGAAAUCGGAUAAACUUUUAGAAUUUACGAACCUUUUGGUUAAAAAUAUUUUUUUUGGAGCUCAUUUGCUCAACAUACCAGUGAUUAAAAUUAAAACAACUCAUUUUUAGGUUUUAUCAAUAUUGGAGUAAAAAGAUAACUACUUAAAAAUGCCCUAUGUUUAAAAUAUUUUUUUGAUGCCAUCCUUAUUUUACUUUCCUAUUAAAAACAAUGUACAGUUUAUCCGAUUUCAUUUCGUAUUUAAUUGAAACAUUUAAUAAUAGGUGUUACUUCUGUACUUUUUCAUUUGAACUUUCUCAAAAAUCAUUGUAUAUCUUGACCAAUAGUAGAUUAAAAAAUAUAUAAUUGCUCAUACGAAAAAAUAGUUGGGGAUUUUAUUUGUGAUAUAAAAUUAUUUUAAGGUUAUAAAAAAAGUAAAUAAAUAUGUAAAUACAUCUAGAACCGUGUUCCCUGCGCAAUUGGUUUCCUGAAUUUUUUGUGAUAAUCUCUAUGACAGCUAUUAUUUUCCUAGUUCUAAGAUCAAAGAAUUGACGACAAUGCUUGCCUACAAUGAAAAUUGUUUAAAACAACUAACAAAUAUAAAAAUGUAGCCCAAAAAGACUAUUGUAAAUAAAACUAGCUGGAUAAUUUAUAUACAAUCAUAUUUUAUAGGUGUAAACGCAUUUUUAAUAAAAUACAGGAUGAAAGUAUUAAUUUUUAAAUAACCGAAGAUAAUAAAUAGCGAUAGGUUAUAUUGAAAAAUUAAAACUAAAGAUUUCUUACAGCCAUUUUUUAAUUCAUUUUUUUCGUCGGUUAAAAUGAUGUUACGUGCACAACAUGUUAAAGUAAAAUCACAAUUAGCGUAAGGAAGCUUCGUGUUUUUAUUUAUUUAUUAAAUAAAUAAGCGGAAUUCACAUGUGAAUAAGUGCACUAACGAUUUAUGUAAAAAAAUCUAUAAUACUCUAAAUUGUAAUUUACGGCUUGUAAAUAUGUUUUUAAUUUUUCGGCUAGGGGCAUUGAAUGUUUACAUUUUUUUUUUGUGAUAAAUUCCGGCUUUUUUGGACUACUUUGUGUAAAGGUUACUUUGGUAUUCUUUUGCUUUUUUGUAAAACAAUUGGUCACGCCACGAGAUACGAUUUGUAACUAUUAAUGUGUAAGCCUAUUAUUAUAUUUUGAUUACUGAAAUAUAUUUGAAAAUCAAA
Messenger RNA from Ostrinia furnacalis (Asian corn borer), 4582 nucleotides. RefSeq lists its product as uncharacterized. Gene Ontology annotation, biological process: autophagosome-lysosome fusion. The record is from RefSeq and is a predicted model, not a curated record. NCBI's taxonomy places the organism in Eukaryota, Metazoa, Arthropoda, Insecta, Lepidoptera, Crambidae. The transcript is spliced from 16 exons. Bases 1 to 1650 code for a protein of 549 amino acids.